Eruca vesicaria subsp. sativa (arugula) is the source of this 1584-nucleotide messenger RNA. Lineage: Eukaryota; Viridiplantae; Streptophyta; Magnoliopsida; Brassicales; Brassicaceae. The record is from the annotation of a GenBank genome assembly.
AUGGAUGACGAUUAUAUGAGCUUUGAGGAAGAUGAGGAUGACUAUGAUUGCUUCGAUGAUGAUCGUUCAUAUCAAGAGGAUUAUUACGAGGAGCCAGACCUGCAAGGCGUGUCCUCCAAAAAGCCAACGUGCCAAAUCAUCACGAUGGAAUCUCUUGUAGCGGCGCAGAAGGAAGUGUUGGUUACGGUUAUGGAAUACUUAUCGGUCAAGGAGAGUCAAGCUAGGACACUUCUUAUUCAUUACCAGUGGAACGUUGAUAAACUGUUUGCUGUCUAUAUCGACAGAGGCAAAGAUAGUUUGUUCAAAAGUGCUGGUCUCACUGUCUUUGAUCAUCCUUCUUUGAGUAACUCGAGGCAGAAUAUGGCUUGUGGUAUCUGCAUGGAAGAUGAUUUACCAAGUCAUGCGAUGACGAGAAUGGAGUGUGGUCACUUCUUUUGCAAUGAUUGUUGGAAAGAGCAUUUUACUAUCAAGAUCAACGAAGGUCAGAGCAAAAGGAUCGCAUGUAUGGCUCAUAAAUGCAAUGCGAUAUGCGAUGAAGAUGUUGUUAGGAAGCUAGUUUGUCCGGAGAUAGCUGAGAAGUUUGAUCGUUUCCUCGUUGAGUCAUACGUAGAUGAUAACAAACUGGUCAAGUGGUGUCCAAGCACACCACACUGCGGCAACGCGAUAAGAAAAGUGGAUGACGAAGGUGGCCAGGUUGAAUGCUAUUGUGGUCAUCAGUUCUGUUUCACCUGUCUUAGUGAGUCGCACUCUCCUUGCUCUUGCUUAAUGUGGAAGCUAUGGACAAAGAAGUGUGAAGCUGAGUCUGAGAGUGUUACUUGGCUAACUAUUCACACGAGGAUGUGUCCCAAAUGCAGCAAACCUGUUCACAAGAGUGUUGGAUGUAACCUCGUGACUUGUAUUUGUGGCCAGCAUUUUUGUUGGUUGUGUGGUGGAGCUACUGGAUUGGCACAUGACUGGAACAGCAUCGCGGGUCAUAGUUGUGGUAAAUACAAAGAAGACAAAGUGAGGCAAAAGGAGAGAGCAAAACGGGACUUAGACAGGUACGCACAUUAUCUUCACCAAUACAAAUCACACACCGAUUCAUCAAAGCAAGAGGACAAGCUUAGAGAGUUUGUCCGUGAGAAGGCAGCCUUGGUGACAUUAAAGACUAAAGAUUCAGCGUUUAAAGACAUGGACUGGGCAAUAAAUGGAGCCGACCUGUUAUUCAGAUCAAGAAGAAUACUUUCGUAUUCUUACCCUUUCGCCUUUUACAUGUUUGGUGAAGAGCUGUUUCAAGAUGAGAUGAGUGAUGAAGAUAGAGAGAUAAAGAAGAAUCUGUUUGAAAAUCAGCAGCAGGAACUUACUGGUAAUAUUGAGACACUUUCCAAGUUACUAGACGUGCCUUUUGAUGAGUAUAGUUCUGAUGAGUUAGAGAAGAUGAGAUGUCAGACCAGAGAUAUUGGUCUUGUGGUUGAUAAAGUCUGCAAAUUGAUGUAUGAGUGCAUUGAGGAUGACUUGUUGGGUACAGCUCAAGAUGGAAGGAACCACAUCAUUGCACCUUACAGAUCAGAGGGGAUAGAGAAAGCAGUUGAGUUUUUGUGCUGA